Molecule: messenger RNA, 1227 nt
Organism: Saccharomyces paradoxus
Lineage: Eukaryota; Fungi; Ascomycota; Saccharomycetes; Saccharomycetales; Saccharomycetaceae
Gene: ENT3
Product: Ent3p
Exons: 1
Coding region: 1-1227 (408 amino acids)
Biological process (GO): endocytosis; Golgi to endosome transport
Cellular component (GO): endosome; clathrin vesicle coat; plasma membrane
Molecular function (GO): clathrin binding; phospholipid binding
Source: RefSeq, a predicted model, not a curated record
AUGAGUUUAGAGGAUACAUUAGCCAAUAUGUCACUGUAUGAUGCCAAGAAAUAUUUCCGUAAAGCUCAAAAUGUUGUAUUCAACUAUACUGAGAUGGAGGGGAAGGUUCGUGAAGCGACCAACAACGAGCCUUGGGGUGCAUCAUCCACUUUGAUGGACCAGAUUUCUCAGGGCACUUACAAUUUCAGAGAAAGAGAAGAAAUUUUGUCCAUGAUAUUCAGAAGGUUCACCGAAAAGGCAGGUAGCGAAUGGAGACAAAUUUAUAAAGCCUUACAAUUGCUCGAUUACCUUAUUAAACACGGUUCAGAAAGAUUUAUUGAUGAUACAAGGAAUAGUAUCAACCUAAUCAGGAUUUUAGAAACUUUUCACUAUAUCGAUUCUCAAGGAAGAGAUCAAGGUAUUAAUGUCAGAACUAGGGUUAAAGCUUUGAUUGAAUUAUUGAGCGACGAUAAUAAGAUACGUGCAGAAAGAAAAAGGGCAAGAGAAACAGCCAGGAAGUACAAGGGCGUUGCUGGAGGAUCUGCCUCUGCUGACGGCAGUUUGAAUUCCAAGGCGGGUUUCACUUCAACGAAAGUGCACGGUAUUAGCGUGAGUGCUGAUUUCGAUAGUGACAAUGAAGACAACGAAGAUGGUUCUUUUAGAGGAAAUGGAUAUAACGAUAAUGGCUCGAGAGCCACAUCUGCUCCUGAGCAAGUGAAACAGGAACCAGAAGACUUUGUUGACUUUUUCUCUAAUGACUCUUCACAGCCAUCGAAAGAACUCAUACAAGAAAAUGACAAGAAUGCAAAUGAAGAAGAGAAUGAUGAUGACGAAUUUUCAGAAUUUCAAAGCGCUGUCCCUGUUACUAACCCUGCCAAUUCGUUUGACUUACUAAAUACGAAUCCAAUUGGGGCUGUACCUGCUACCGCUAGUUCGAUGUCUUUUUACAACAGCUCGACUACCAAUCAAAGUAAAAUUACCCCAGCCAUCGCCGAACCUAAAAAAGUAGAUCCUUUCAGCUCAUUGUUUUCAACUGCAAAGGCAUCUUCUGAAGCACCUAGUACUCCCAAAGCAUCGCAAGCGAACGUCCCCGCCUCUAAUCCCGUAUCUAAUAGCACAACCGCACUAAGUACGGAUCAAGAUGAUGAUGACGAAUUCGGUGAAAUGCAUGGUGGAGCUGUCCAACAAGAACCAAAUACCACCAAUAACGAUAAAUCUUCGAAAGAAGUCGAUUUGCUUUCCUUUUGA